AUGGAGGCACUAUCGCCGCCACGACUGACCUUAGCGCAGGAAAGGAAAUUAAGAGAAAGAAGAUGGAGAGGAAAACUGGAAAUUUUUAAAGUGAAAGAAGAAAUUUACAAACAUCAUUUUCUUGCACCUGAAUAUAGACCGAGACUCACUGAUCCAAGUCCACUUUGGAGGGAAUUUCAUAGACAAAAACAAGCCUUCAAUUUCACUGCUACUGGCAAGGAGGAUAUGCAUGUGUUUGCUGUUGACGUAGAUGAAUCUGGUCAAAGGAGAUACAUUGUGACUUCCUAUCAACAACUCAGACACACAGUAUUUGAUUGGAAAGAUAUCGAACCACCUCACUUCUAUGAGAUCAUACCAGAAGGCGCUGCAUGUCAUCUGUAUUUUGAUCUUGAAUACAGUAUAGAAUUAAACCCUGAAUCAGAUGGUGUAGCGAUGGUUGAUAUUUUUAUACAGUGUGUUUGUCAUUUUCUUCAUGAAUUAUAUGGAAUUCAGUGCAGUCGAAGAAACGUCAUUGAUUUGGAUGCAACAAGUAACAUUAAAUUUAGCAGACAUCUGAUAUUCAGGUUACCAGGCUCUGCUUUCAGAGACAAUAAUCAUACAGGUAAUUUUGUACAUCACGUGUGUACAGCUAUAGCAAACAUUGCAAGGAAUAAAGCCACUAAUAAUCAGAGUGAAUCCAAAGACCAGUCUGCUGAAGAAUCAAAGCCAAAGAAACAAAGAACAGAUCACUUACUUUCAGAUUUAGAUCUGAAUCAGUUGUUUGUGUUCAACAGAAGUAGUGAGAGAGUUCUGUUCGUUGACGAAGGUGUUUAUACUAAAAACAGAAAUUUUCGUCUUUACAAGUGUGCAAAGAAAGGCAAGACAAAUAUCUUUGAAUUAUCCAAACAGAAUGUAUAUAAAGCCAAACAAGAGAAAGGCUUACCACUAGAAUAUCAGAUGUUUACUGAUUCUAUUAUCAGUAAUGUGAAGUACACCAGUACAUUGCAAAUAUUAGAUUGCCAUGGCGAUGCUUCAAGAAGACAAACAAAACUUGAUGUAUCAAAUACUGAAUCUGGUACAUCCCCACUAAAACCAAAAGAUGACACUAUUGUUGAAGGGUUUCAGCAUUCCCCGUAUCCAGAACUAGACGACUACAUUAAAACACAGAUAAACACUGGUGGAGUGAAAUGGAUGAUUGUGGACCUGCAUCAAGGCGUGUUUUAUCAGAAAUGUCAUGACCCAGACUGUAAGGCAAAGAACUUUAAAACGCUUGAUAAAGCUGUCCCCGCUGAAUUCUUGCCUGGUUUCUAUGACGACCUGGAUGAUGAGGAACUUUUAGAGGCUCUUCAAAAGAUGGAAGAAGAGGAGGAAAAAAUGAAAGAUGAAGAAGCAAGUUUUGAUGAUGACAUUGAUGAUGAAACAUUGCUGAGAGCUGUUGAAAAGAUUGAAAGACAAACAUGA
Molecule: messenger RNA, 1440 nt
Organism: Saccoglossus kowalevskii
Lineage: Eukaryota; Metazoa; Hemichordata; Enteropneusta; Harrimaniidae
Product: DNA-directed primase/polymerase protein-like
Biological process (GO): error-prone translesion synthesis; response to UV; replication fork processing
Cellular component (GO): nucleus; mitochondrial matrix
Molecular function (GO): DNA-directed DNA polymerase activity; chromatin binding
Source: RefSeq, a predicted model, not a curated record